AGUUAAAUUAAAUUAAAUUAAACUAAAAUUUAUGAAGUAGGUGUUUUAAACAUGUACACGGGCAGUGCCGAUCCCUGGCAAUUGAAAGAUACAACAACUGGGCAAGGAAACAAAGAACUCUCAAGCAACUGUGAUACUUUUGAGGAUAAUUUCACAGCCCAGGACCAGGACCAGGAAGGCACAGAAAAAGACUUUGAAAAUACAGACAAAAGAAAUGAUAGGAACUUGCACGACCCUUUGCCUGAUUCUAGCAACUAUUUGGAACUAUUAGAGCGGAAGUUGGCCAAGGUGCAAAAGGGCAGCAAAUUGUUGGAAAAUUUGCAGGACAAGCGGCAGGAUUGCAUGCGAUCUCUCCUGUCGGCCAACGGCGUGCCAGUCACAAUAUUUGAACAGCUUCUUGAGCUCGAUACCCCGAUCGACAGCGGUCGGCUGCAUCGUCACUUGCUUCCUGUCCAAGCCCUAACAGUGGGCGAAACCGUUCGCAUAGUCGAGCACGACGCUCUGGAGCGGCCCGAAGAGCAGACUGAAGUGGAAGAUCAGUAG
This is a messenger RNA of Drosophila obscura, 543 nucleotides long. RefSeq lists its product as uncharacterized. The record is from RefSeq and is a predicted model, not a curated record. NCBI's taxonomy places the organism in Eukaryota, Metazoa, Arthropoda, Insecta, Diptera, Drosophilidae. The transcript is spliced from 2 exons. Gene Ontology annotation, biological process: cilium organization. The coding region runs from base 52 to 543 and encodes 163 amino acids.